This is a messenger RNA of Necator americanus (New World hookworm), 963 nucleotides long. RefSeq lists its product as uncharacterized. Gene Ontology annotation, molecular function: metalloendopeptidase activity. Bases 1 to 963 code for a protein of 320 amino acids. Lineage: Eukaryota; Metazoa; Nematoda; Chromadorea; Rhabditida; Ancylostomatidae. Gene Ontology annotation, biological process: negative regulation of Wnt signaling pathway. The transcript is spliced from 6 exons. Gene Ontology annotation, cellular component: membrane. The record is from RefSeq and is a predicted model, not a curated record.
AUGGGGCCUAGCGUUAUUGUGGAGGAGGUGCACCGAAGCUCGUCUUGGCCGUUUUUCUCGAGCGGCCGAUGCGAGCUGACUAGCGUAUAUGGAACUGGUGACGGUGUGGCUUUGCAGGAGCAGUCCACAAAACAGCAUUCUCCUCGUAUUUCAGAAUCAAUAAAGGAGAAACUUCUUGGGGUGGAGGUCCGAUUUGGUAAUUGGAAUCGUAAACGUCCUGAAUGGCUCCUGUUUGCACUGUACCAGUUAUGCGAGAAUCUCCUCGACCGUGCAACUUCUCCUGCGCUCGAUGUUUUCCUCGCUAACAAGGCAUAUGAGGAAGAGAAACAGAUUUGUGCGAUAGAAACGACACAGGAACAAUGCAAUCCUAUUAAGUCGCUCACUCAAGAUGAGAUUGUUUUCGCCAUCAACUGUACUGUGGCCUAUCUGGAACAUUUGUACAUCACGGAAAGACUAUUUGAAAUAAACACUGAAAGAUCUAUCUCGACGCUGGUAAAAGAAUAUAGGUGUGGAAACUUAAACGAGCGUUAUUUCCAAAUAAACGAGUUUCCAAUGGCCGACUUCUUCACAGAAAAGAGCGAAAGGGACCUGGCGCUAAAGAUUGAUCACCAAUUGCGAAAAGAUAUCAUUGCCAGGAGAAACAAACGAAUGGCUUAUCGUCUUGAUAGCCUUCUCUCAGGCAAUCCACAUCUCACUAUAUUUUCCGCCAUUGGAACAGGGCAUUUUUUCGGGAACAACAGUGUAAUUCAACAUCUUCAGCAGAUGGGUUAUAUUGUGAAAAAUGUACGUGAUCAUGAUGCCAUACUACCACCUCAGAAUGUUGGUGAGGAGAUCACAUUUAAUUUUCUAUGGUUGCGUGAUCAAUCCUCAGCGCCAAUCGUGUCUGUAGAAGUCACAGAGGUCAAAUCCACAUCUGCUUUGCUGUACUUCUGUGCAUUAUUUUCUCUAUUCCAACUGUGUUAA